UAUUGGAUGAGGGCAGGCGUAGUGAGAAAAGCAGGAGUGGAGUAUGCAGCCGCCAUGUUGGAUAAGGGCAGGUGAGGAAUGAAUGAGGUGUCAUGGCUCAGGAUUCAGCCCCGUGUACGGUACGAGCAGCGGUACCACUCCAGGUGGGGGAUGGGAAGACUGAGGGGGGCCGCCCCGGUGUCUACGUCAUCGAAGUCACCUUCCCGAAGCCUCUGACCAUCAACGUAAGUGUACUCGUGUCUGGGGGGGGGGGACACACCCCGGUGAUUGUAUCAGGUCAGGAUCUUCUCUCCCGGCAGAUGCUCUGCGCUACAGACCAUGUCAUCUCCAUCCGCCUCUUCCUGCGCCAGCCGUCCCCGCUCUGGACGACAUUCACCGUGGAGGAUCUGCAGAUCAAUCCUCGGCAGUGGCUGAAUCAUCUCCCCCCGAAGGAGCAACUCCGGAGCCUGAACAAGGCCAUUCCCGAUCCCAACCGCGUGUCCAGCGAGCUGCAGCAGAUGUGGGUGCUGACGGAGGUGAUGCGGUCCAAUCAGAGCUCAGCGAGUGUCGGGAGGUUCGAUGUGGACGGUUGCUAUGACAUCAAUCUUCUGUCCUACACAUGA
Nanorana parkeri is the source of this 602-nucleotide messenger RNA. It is a transcript of the gene NICN1, whose product is annotated as nicolin 1. Gene Ontology annotation, cellular component: nucleoplasm. Lineage: Eukaryota; Metazoa; Chordata; Amphibia; Anura; Dicroglossidae. The record is from RefSeq and is a predicted model, not a curated record.